AUGACAGUAGAAGACCUACAGUCUGCAGAGAGCAUGAUUAUACAGAAGGUGCAACACCAAGCAUUCUCAGAAGAAAUCAAUGAUCUAACGCACAUCAACUCAGAUCACAGCUUCAGAAAGAAAAGCAACAUUAGAAAAUUGGAUCCUUUUAUUGGAACUGACGGAUUGUUGCGAGUAGGAGGGAGAUUGCGAUUUGCGGAAAUACCUGAUGAAUCAAAACAUCCUAUACUACUUCCGAAGGACUCAAUAAUAUCAGAGUUAAUACUACGACAAAUACACGAACAAGGGCAACACUUUGGCCGUUCGUACAUACUGUCUCAGCUUCGAGAAAAGUACUGGAUAGUUAAUGCCAACUCGGCAGCAAGAAAAUUAAUAUCGAAAUGUAUUGUGUGCAAGCGGCAACGUGGACAGCCACGAGAACAAAUGAUGGCAGAUCUACCGAUGGAAAGACUAGCUAUUGGUGAACCGCCAUUCACACGAGUGGGCGUAGAUUGUUUCGGCCCAAUAGAGGUGAAAUUAAAGAGGAGUCGAAUCAAACGCUAUGGUGUGAUUUUUACAUGUUUAACAAUAAGAGCAGUUCACAUAGAAAUUGCAGACUCAAUGGACACGGACUCAUUCAUAAAUGCACUGCGACGAUUUGCAGCAAGACGUGGACAAGUUAAAGAAAUGAGAUUGGACAAUGGCAGCAACUUUGUUCGAGCUAACAAAGAGCUACAAGAAGAAAUUAGCAAGUGGAACCAUGCACAGAUAAGCGAGGGGCUACUACGUAAGGGCAUCAACUGGAAGUUUAACCCACCUUAUGGUUCACACUUCGGAGGAGUCUGGGAAAGACAGAUACGCACGAUCAAGCAGCUUCUGAGCGUAUUAGUUGGUCAACAAAUACUGACUGAUGAAAGCUUGAGAACCUUCAUGUGUGAGGUGGAGAUGACAGUUAACAGUCGACCCAUAACUACAACUUCAGGCGACGUGAGAGAUUUCAAAGCAUUGACACCAAACAUGAUGCUGAACAUGGCAAGUACCGAGCUACCAGCUUGUGUGAUAGACAAGAAUGACACACACCCUAAACGCCGAUGGAAACAGGUGCAGUACAUGUCUGACAUUUUCUGGAGGAGGUGGAUCAAAGAAUAUCUACCAUCGCUUCAACUGCGACAAAAGUGGCUUAAUGUGAAACCAAACUUGAAAAUCAACGACAUUGUGUUGGUUAAAGAUGAAAAUACGCCACGCAAUUUGUGGCCACUUGGAAAGGUUGUACAAGUAAUACCUGACGCCAGAGGAUUGGUAAGAAAGGUGUUAGUGAAAACUCGAAGCAAGAUCGUAUCAAGACCAUAUGACAAAAUAUGCACAUUACUGGAAGCUGAAGAACAACGUUCUCAGUAG
Messenger RNA from Saccoglossus kowalevskii, 1377 nucleotides. RefSeq lists its product as uncharacterized. NCBI's taxonomy places the organism in Eukaryota, Metazoa, Hemichordata, Enteropneusta, Harrimaniidae. Gene Ontology annotation, biological process: DNA integration. The record is from RefSeq and is a predicted model, not a curated record. Gene Ontology annotation, molecular function: nucleic acid binding.